Molecule: messenger RNA, 999 nt
Organism: Schistocerca piceifrons (Central American locust)
Lineage: Eukaryota; Metazoa; Arthropoda; Insecta; Orthoptera; Acrididae
Product: E3 SUMO-protein ligase NSE2-like
Exons: 5
Coding region: 99-749 (216 amino acids)
Biological process (GO): protein sumoylation; double-strand break repair via homologous recombination
Cellular component (GO): Smc5-Smc6 complex; nucleus
Molecular function (GO): SUMO ligase activity; zinc ion binding
Source: RefSeq, a predicted model, not a curated record
UACGAUUUGGUGCAAUAUCUAUGGCGAGUUUCGUGUUUUGAAUGCAAGCGCUUAGUAUGUAAACAAAGGAUAAGGAAGCUAUAAGGCAAAAGUUAAUAAUGGCGGCAUACUUAAGGGAAUUCGAAGAAGAGUGGCAGACACACAAGAAUCGGUUUAUGGAAUAUUUGAUUACUUUAAGCGAACCCGUCCCUGUUUACUUUCAAGGGGAAGAGAGAGAUGAACUACUGAAUAAAAUGCGACAAAUGGUGGAGGACACUUGCGAAUUAGAUAUAAGGCAUGAUGAAAUGAUUCGAACUACUAAGAGAAUUGAAAGUAAGAAGAAGAAAGCUACUACAGGAGACUCUUCUGAAGUAGAAUCUUUCAAGAAAUUGUAUGAAAGACUUCUAAAUGAAGAAGCAGCUAACAGACAAAAUCCUAAAAGACAUCAGAUGUAUUCCAGGUUAGAAAAAACCAUUAAGGAUUCUGUGGACAGAGUGAGUGAAAAGGAUGAUAUAGUCAUGACAGAUGCACAGAUCAACAUCAUAGAUCCUAUAACAAUGACAGUGCUUGAGAAUCCAGUUCGCAACCGUCUGUGUAAUCAUGUAUAUAGUAAGAAGAGCAUCCAAAGUUUGUUGAAAAAACCCAAACAACUCAAGUGUCCGGUGGUAGGGUGCCCUAUCAGAACAACAUUCACCAUGGAUGAUUUGGAGUCUGAUCAUGAGUUAGAGGAGCGUAUCAACAAGAUUAAGUCGGCUGGUGGAAAAAAAUGAUGUUUUUCUGGACUAUCCAUGCUGGCUGUUUUCUGUAAAUUCUGUGCCCACAUUUACUUAUUUCAUAGGCCUAAUAUAGUGAUCACUAGUUCCAAGUGGCUGUGCAGUACACGAAAGUGGAUGCAGCUGAUCACAAAUUUGUGAAGUCUUUGUGACUUUCAUAAGUAUCUGUUUUUGUACUGGUGUUUAUUUUUCAGUUGCAUAUUUAUUAAUAAAGAUUAAACUUUCAUUAAAAUAGAUGAAAUAGUCA